Molecule: messenger RNA, 790 nt
Organism: Effrenium voratum
Lineage: Eukaryota; Dinophyceae; Suessiales; Symbiodiniaceae
Source: the annotation of a GenBank genome assembly
GCAAAACACGGGUGCGACAAGUGGAACACGUCGCACCAUGCCCCGCCGCGCCUCCCGGCGCCGCCGCGACUCGCGCGACUCGCGGGAGCGGGCGCCGCCGAGAAGACGACGAGAUGAAGGGCGGUAUCGCCAGCGAUCUGCGCCGCGCUCUCGGCGCGAGCCAAGCCCUGACUUGUACUCGGAAUACAGCUACAGUUACGACGACUUCGACUACGACGAUAGGCGCCCUUUGCCGCGCCGAGGGCGCGGCGGGCGCGGCCCGCGCAGCCGCAGCCCGCGGCGCGGCGAGCGCCGGCGCAGCAAAGGCACCCCCGACAAGCCGCUCUUUACCGAGCUCGCAUACCGCAGCAAGGACGAUCUGGACAUUUACAACGAGUUCUGUGAGAAGGUCGGUAUCAAGGGUAGAGUCAUUGCGAAGAUCCGAGGGAUGAUGCAGAACAUGUGGCGUGACGACUUGGCGCGAUUGCUGGAGCCUGCGGAGGUGGACAACAUCCGAAAGGCGGAGAAUCCCAUCGGCAUGGCCAUCAACCGCAUUCGCACCAUCGAGCGGGAGUCCGGACGCCCCAAGGAGAUGGCCCAGCGCAAAGGCAGCGGCAAAGGCAAUGAGGCGCAAAGUAGCCAACCAAAGGGCCGCAGCCGCAGCCGGAGGAGUCUGCCCCGGGCACGGCGAGAGGAUCGUUCACCGCGGUGAAUCUGAAUCGCAGCUCCUUUCAGUGGCCGGGUCUUUUUCGGGAUAUCUACUUGGAGCUUCGUCGUUGCGGCGGGACCAAAAACGAGCCGAGAGAGAAAA